Linum trigynum is the source of this 3852-nucleotide messenger RNA. The record is from the annotation of a GenBank genome assembly. NCBI's taxonomy places the organism in Eukaryota, Viridiplantae, Streptophyta, Magnoliopsida, Malpighiales, Linaceae.
CAUUAUGUUGAAGUCUAAACAGGAUAGUACAUAAUAUGGGGAGUUCUAAGGUACCUAGAGUGAAAUCCGGGGUACCGCAUACCAGGAGUAAGAAAACGCUAUCCAGAACUUGAAUUGAUUGAUCUUUCAGACAUGAUACUAUACUCUAACACUUAAAGAUCAAAAUCUAAGUCUUAAUUCUCUAAAUCUUAUACCCUAAGAUCAAUUUAAUUAGAAACAAUAAUCGACGGUUAUGAUUCGUCCAAAUAUAGGCAAAAAAAAUCAACGCACCAUCUUAGAGUUUAUAGUUUAUGAUUUAGAAAAUUAGGACCUCGGGUUCACUCAUUAAGGGUUAGGGUAUAGUAUCAUGCCCAAAAAUCCUGCUAAUUCGAGAUCUAGAUAGCGUUUUCGUACUUAAGGUAUGCGGUACCCCGAAUUUCACCCGGGGUACCGUAGAAGGCACCAUAUAUGCUUUCUUUUAACAUAAAGUACGAUGAAGCCCCGAUAUCUAUAAGAGCUAGCACUACUUAUAUGAAGGUCAUCGAUGAGGAAUGGGAUCGUGAAGUGCCCUAGAUCGGGCAGCUUCUGGAGCACUAUCAUCUGCACAUGAGGAGGCAGAUCCUUUGAUCUAAUCGUCUUAUAGGAUUCCUCCAUUUGGGGAAGAAGAUUUUGUACGACUUGUAGUGAAUUGGGCAUAUCAUCGACGGGUUUAAGAAUGGGUACCACUGCUUCUCAUCCUUCCAUCACCUCGAGAAAAUCGCCCAUAACUAUCUAGAAUUUGAAACCAAAGUUCUUUCAGGUGAUCCAAAAAGGCAUCCAGAGUGAUACCUCCACUUCGAUUUGGAUUUAACAGCAAGUAUUGAAUGAGUUGAAUAGAUGUAUCAAACAGAAUCGAAAUCGCACUACCAGCUCAAGUUGGAAAAUUUUGAAAAGAGCAAUGAGUCACUCAAACCGAUUUGAUGCUACCAAGCUAGAUGAGAAUACCUAUUAUGGUCAAGAUUACAUAUAAGAACUAUAGUAAGCUAUUCAAGACAAGGUAAGGACACGCCAUUGAAGUUCAUAUAGCAAGGGUGAAAUCUUGAGCCAAAGAAGCACAAGGAUGAACAGCAUGGAAGGAUGAGCCCGAUCAAAUUUGGACGAAAUUUUUAUAAGGAUGGAGGAAAUGUUACACCCUGCUCUUCUCAAAAGUCAAAAUGACUAUUAUGCCUUUGGGAAAGUUUGUCAAAUUCUAUUGUAAUAUCCAUCAGGACUAAAAAUUCAAACUCUGGGUUCAAACAGUGUCGAGUUAGCUACGGACGUUAGUUGAGUUUGGGAUUAAAGUCACCCGUAAUUUACAAAAUGCCCAAGAUACCCCUCGAGCUAAUCAAAACCCUACCCAACCCUAAUCCCAUCAAUAAUAUGGUCCUAUCAGCACUGAAGUGGCUGCCCCCAACAGUUCCCCCCCCCCCCCUCUGCUACGAAACUAGGCUGCCGAAGCAAGCUAGGGCCGAAGCAACCUGGACACGAGUGGGAUUGGCGAGUACAGCCAACCCGGGGAAUAUCAUCGAUGGAAACCCUCCCUGCCAAAUGACAUGCCUGGUACUUGGCAAAACGCAAACGGAGGAUGGGGAUCGACAAAGAGAAAAGCAUCCCUAGCGGUUACAAAGGCGGACCCAAAUCAUGUCCGUGCCAAUCCUACUACUAGAGCUGCUUGUUUAAGCAAGCUCGUCUUAUGGUCAUUGUUAUUUGGACUAUUCCAAGCAGAUGGAGGAUUGGUUGAUGAGCAUCGACAGGGGAUUUUUCUUCUUUUUGUUAUUGCCAUCUCCGCCCUCGUCUGGACGGACGGGCGACAAAUAAUGCCCCAAAGCAAGCUGGUCCAUUUAAUUCCAUUUGCAAGCAAGCUGAUCCAUUUUAUUCAAGCAAGUACGAGUGUAAUAGGGUUGGAAGCAAGUAUGGAAACUUUGGAGCAAAAUCAGGGUGAGUGUAAAGGGGGUAAAUUCUACGCCUUAUGGUUUUUCAAAUAUUUGUCUUGAGUAUUUUCAAGUAUUGAUUUACGUGAUGUAUGUGCAGUGUUUGAUUCAUGUUUGAGAUUGCAUGAUUAUGUUUGAUAGUAUGUGCUCUGGUUGAGCUAUGAUUUGAAGUGAAGAUGUAUGAGUUUAUCUCUUACUUUGAAGUUUACGUUUAUGAGUGAUUAUUAAAGCUUAAGAACAAUCCCUUUUAAGAAAUACCUCACCUUCGAAGAAGGUGAAAUCGUAUUAAGUGUUUUUAGUCACUAGCGCCAGUCCGUUGCUAUUUGAGAUUUUUAGAUAGAGCAGCAGUUAUGCUCUUGAGAUCUUUGAGACAGAGCAGCAUUUAUGCUCUUGAGAAUCGUGGAAGAAGAGCCUUCCACGAUAAGUUUAAGUUUAAGGAAAGCCUUGAUGGCUUCUCAUACGUAUGAGUUGGCAACCGGACUAGCUAGUGAGGGAUCCCCGUGUCAGUCAAGUAUUUAAGUUGAGAUUUAAGCUUUAAGAAUGGAGAGUAACAGUUAUUCCCAUACAGUUUUAAGAGUUAAGAUUUUUAAGAAUGGAAGUACAAACAACUUCCCUCAGUUUGAGUUCAAGUGUUCGAGAAGAAGUGCAAAAUUAUUAGAAAGUUUAAAACGUAAGGGCGUAGACUGACCCCAACUCACUCACCAGGCCUUAGUAUGGGAAUGAGCGAGAACCAGAUCGGUAGCAGCUAGCUAGAGGAGCAGUUAAAGAGCAGCGAGUUUGAGAGGAAAAGUUCGAGGGCAGUCAGCUAGAUGAGGGCAAUGCAAGCGUCACGGAGGAUGCCUAGUUAAGAUUUUCAGUAGCAGCAACGACAGAGACUACCUAGUUAUUUGCAUUUUAUGAUUAUGAGUAUAGACUAGAGAUUAGAUUGUUAUUUUAAAGUUUGAGCUUAAUUUGCCCACGUGUUAGGGAUUUGCUUUGAACUACAAGUGUGAGUUUUCAGUAUUUUAUUUAUGAAAAAUUAUCUCGCUACAAUUUAAGAUUUGAGUAUUUUAUUUAUCAAGGGCAUUUUAGUAAAAGUAGUACCCGUCCUGAUUAGGGUGUUACAUUUUGAACAAUUUCACAUAUUAUGCCCAAAAAUCAGCUCUUCCCACUUGCGCAGAUGUAACUCUUUCUCUUAUUGCACGCAACGCGACGUCCGUAAGAAUGAAAAUCUGGAAUGGUGAUUGCUAACGGACCCUUGAUCGCUGCUGGGGAACCCAAUUGUGCGGCCUUAACAACGUCGGCUGCGUAUCCCUUCCCGGUUUUCACCAACUCCGCUACGACUGCAAAGGCAGGCGAUAGUAGCUUCUUCAAGUGCAGCAUCAACAGAGGAAGGGAGGACUUAGCUUGGUCGAGUGACUUCAGUCGGCAACUCACCUUUGGCAGUGGAGAGGAAGAUUUGUUUGUCUGGUGUGGUAGUUACCACAGCCAUGAUUACGGUGCCGGUGACAGUCGAUUGCGCGUUGUGGUGGGCGACAUUGCCUAUAUCGAUGGCGCUGGUGGUGUGGCAUAGAUGGAGAUAUGGUGCGUUGUGGUGGAGGCACUCAGAUUCGCGACAAGCAGCUACGAUCCUUUCGCAGGUAAUCAUGGCUAUUUCCGUCAACUGAAUCCUCUUGUCGCAGGCGGUGGAGAUGUCUUCCAAGAUCUUAUUCAAUCGAUUAGGGAUUUCCUCCAGCACUUAUAGGUCCAUCAUUAUAAAAUCGCGGAUCAACCGCUUUGAUAUCAAUCGAUAGAUGUUUAAUCUAUUUCUACGUUAAACUACAGAGAAAGCUACUAUAAACUAAUCCAUUCUUCUUCCAUGACCCUAGUAAUAGCCUAAAGUUAAUUAUGUAGUCUCCGACUGGAAACCCUAAUCGACUAAACCUUAUAAAAUUCUAAAUUACCU